CAUCAUUCAGUUGAAAAAGUUUUGUUAAUGUGCAUGGUUGGUUGGUAAACGGAAAAUAUCGUAUUACGGGCUUCCAGUUGAACCACAUAAAAAUAUCCAUAAAAAUUGUGAACAAGUGUUUUAUGAAAUUUUAAUUGGACAGAGAAAAUGAAAUCGUUUGCCGCGUUGUUAAUUAUUUGCAAUUUAUUGACAAAUGCUCGAACGGAAACAGGAGAAUUCGAAAAACUAAUUGUACCAGCGACUUACAAAUCACUCGAUCCCGAUAAAGGCACAGCCGGAAUGGUGAAUGCCAGUGGUUCGGGCCACUCGCUCUCGGCUCGUUCCUAUUACGAUAAUGGGCAAACAGAGUGCUCCCUGGGGACUGAAUGUACCCCCCUCCACGACUGCACCGCCAUGAUCUAUGAGGUGGCCAAGAAUUGCUACUACGGCGACAAGUCACUCUAUUGCGGCGGAGGCGAGGAGAUGCCCUACGUCUGCUGUCCGAGCAGUCCGUUGGAGAAGAACCAGGUGUGCGGCAAGUCGCUAGUGCAGGGACACUUUUAUAAAGGACUCGGCUCGUAUCCCUUUGUGGCGCGUAUUGGAUUCAAACAUAUAAAUACUGGAGCAUUCGCGUAUCCUUGUGCAGGAUCGGUUAUUGCUCGCCGAGUUAUUCUAACUGCAGCCCACUGCGCUCUGGCCAAGGCCGAUGGUCAUCGUCUCUCAUCGGUGCGCGUUGGAGAGUACGACACCUCUAGUGAUCCGGACUGCGCCAACACCGGCUUCUGCGCCCCGCGGUCAGUGAAUCAUGCGAUCAGCCAUGUUAUCGUUCAUCCCGACUACAAGCAAGGCCAAUAUCAUCAUGACAUUGCUCUGUUGGUGCUUAAAACGCCGCUCAAUUACUCGGUGGCCACACAGCCGAUCUGUUUGCAGAAGACACGCGCUAACCUGGUGGUCGGUAAGCGGGCAACCAUUGCCGGUUGGGGCAAGAUGUCCACUUCGAGCAUACGUCAACCGGAAAUGUCCCAUCUUGAUGUGCCAUUGACCAGUUGGGACCUCUGUCUGCGCAACUAUGGCUCCACCGGUGCCCUCGAGUCACCCAAUUCGAUUGAGGGUCAAUGGAUGUGUGCUGGCGGCGAGGGCAAGGAUGUAUGCCAGGGCUUCGGCGGUGCUCCUCUGUUCAUUCAGGAGAAUGGCAUCUUCUCACAGGUUGGCAUCAUGUCCUUUGGCUCCGACAACUGUGGCGGCUUGCGUAUCCCGAGUGUGUACACCUCGGUGGCUCAUUUCGCCGAAUGGAUACACGAUAAUACGCCUCCAGAAUAAUCCUUGAAAACAUCAGAUGAUAAUGUUUAGUAAGCUAAGCUUGUAAUUAAAGAAUCCAUAAUAUAAUAUUCUAA
Messenger RNA from Drosophila willistoni, 1373 nucleotides. Its product is annotated as chymotrypsin-like protease CTRL-1. NCBI's taxonomy places the organism in Eukaryota, Metazoa, Arthropoda, Insecta, Diptera, Drosophilidae. The record is from RefSeq and is a predicted model, not a curated record. Bases 148 to 1299 code for a protein of 383 amino acids. Gene Ontology annotation, biological process: proteolysis. Gene Ontology annotation, molecular function: serine-type endopeptidase activity. The transcript has 6 exons.